This is a messenger RNA of Ostertagia ostertagi, 477 nucleotides long. NCBI's taxonomy places the organism in Eukaryota, Metazoa, Nematoda, Chromadorea, Rhabditida, Trichostrongylidae. The record is from the annotation of a GenBank genome assembly.
CAGUCCUUGGCAAGUCUCGAUACCUGGGAAGAGCAGAACAUUUUCGUCGUAGGUGCCGAUCGGCUCACUGAGGGAGUGGAAGUCAGCCUAGUGGUCAGCGAUCGAGGCAGAAUUGUCAACUCCGUAAAAAGGUCAUGGAAGGUGGAGGAUCUGCUCCGAUCCGAAGUACGACACCUGGAAAGGACGUCUCUGAUGAAGGUUGAGGUGAUUCGAGAUGAAAGCUGUGCUCGUGAACCUUGUCCGUACUACCAGAAGUGUCGUCAGACGCUGAAACACGUGAAUGCAUUCGAGGUCUACCAGACCGACAGUUUUAUGGCAAGGACACUGAAAACGCGCUCAAGACAUUCGUGUGCGAGUGCCCGGUCGGAUUUGCAACUUGCCCGCCCCAUUCAGGCCAUGACGAAAGCAAUGAAGCUGAAACGCAUACUUAGUAAAUUGUUCAAUAGUCAACGGCUCGAAGAAAUGCUCUUACUGUAC